AUGUAUAUGUGGGGGAUUGUCGUACAAGUGCUCGUCAGGGAUGCUAAGGGUCCACAUUGUGAGACUAAUUUAGAGGAGACAGAGGAAAUCAAACUUGAUGAGACAAAAGCAAAGAUAUACCGCGGGGUCAAGAGACAAAAGCAAAGAUAUACCACGAAGUCAAGAGACAAAAGCAAAGAUAUACCACGGAGUCAAGAGACAAAAGCAAAGAUAUACCACGGAGUCAAGAGACAAAAACAAAGAUAUACCACGGGGUCAAGAGACAAAAGCAAAGAUAUACCACGGGGUCAAGAGACAAAAGCAAAGAUAUACCGCGGGGUCAAGAGUCAAAAGCAAAGAUAUACCGCGGGGUCAAGAGACAAAAGCAAAGAUAUACGACAGAGUCAAGAGACAAAAGCAAAGAUAUACCACGGAGUCAAGAGACAAAAGCAAAGAUAUACCACGGGGUCAAGAGUCAAAAGCAAAGAUAUACCACGGAGUCAAGAGACAAAAGCAAAGAUAUACCACGGAGUCAAGAGACAAAAGCAAAGACAUAUCACGGGGUCAAGAGUCAAAAGCAAAGAUAUACCACGGAGUCAAGAGACAAAAGCAAAGAUAUACCACGGAGUCAAGAGACAAAAGCAAGACAUAUCACGGGGUCAAGAGUCAAAAGCAAAGAAUACCACGGGGUCAAGAGUCAAAGAAUCAAAGAAUAUUGAUGAGAACAUAACAGACGAGAAAGGCAACAAAAAUCAUCCCACUGAAUAA
Molecule: messenger RNA, 747 nt
Organism: Ylistrum balloti
Lineage: Eukaryota; Metazoa; Mollusca; Bivalvia; Pectinida; Pectinidae
Product: TRAF3-interacting protein 1-like
Exons: 2
Coding region: 1-747 (248 amino acids)
Source: RefSeq, a predicted model, not a curated record